AAGUUUUCCGUAGAAAUAUAUAUCGGUCUCCGUCAUACAAUUAUAUCUUUAAUUAAUAUUUUGACUAGAGAUAAUACAGUCUUGACCAGGAGAGAAAUGCUAUAAUUGAUAUUUAAAUUGUAAUUACAGAUGGGAGUGUGAUUCGAUUAAACGUUAAAACGGAUUGCCAUACUCCGCUUCUCGGUCGCAUGCUCAGCUGAUCCAGUACGUCACGCUAAACCAGGAAGGAAACUGGUAUGGAAAGUAGUCGUGUAAAGUGCAAACUGACUGAUCAAAAUAUGACGUUCUAUCUUGGAUCCAUGACUUAUCUUUAGCUCAAUUUUGGCAAGCUCUCAAACGAUCCGCUAAUUGAUAUUGUAUUUGAUCAGUUAUCACCAUGUCUGACCACAACGACACCAGUCUCCAACCUUUGGAGCGUGUCCGUGUCCUCACUAAAAUGGGAAGUUCGGUCGACGUGAACGAGGAUGUGCCGCCCCGGCGAUACUUUCGAUCUGGUAUGGAGAUUAUCCGUAUGGCAAGUGUUUAUGCAGAUGAAGGGAACACGGAGCAUGCGUUCAUCCUCUACAAUAAAUAUAUAACGCUUUUCAUUGAAAAACUUCCCAAACAUCGAGACUACAAAACAGCCAAAAUACCUGAAAAAAAGGAAACCAUGAGGAAGCUGAAAGAGAUCGCAUUUCCAAAAGCUGAAGAACUGAAGAAGCUACUCUUAACACAAUAUGAUAAAGAUUAUGCAGAAUAUCUUGUGCGAAAAAAAGCAGAGGAGGAGGCCCACGCACGCGAGCUGGCCAGGCAGAGGCAGCUGGAGGCGGAGCGGCAGCAGCAGGCCCAGCACCAGCAGCGCCAGCGUGAGCAGGAGCAGGUGCUGGUCUUUGAGGAGAUGCUGCGCCGGCAAGAGCUGGAGCGCGAGCGGCAGCGCAUCCUGCAGGAGUUUGGCCCGCCCGUCGGCCCACCCGUCGCCCCCACCGCACCUUUGCCUUUCCUGGUGGAUGAUGACCAGGGACCACCCCAAGCCCUUAAUGUCAACCCAACACCCCCCCAGAGUCCUGAGAGCACCCCGAACCACACCUUCCCACCCGCCACCGCCCCAACGUUUGACCGUUCUCUGAAACCCGCAGUCCCAGUCAACUCUGGGAAUAGUCUGACCAUAGAUGGCAUACGGCAACUUGCAGUAAGCUCUGAAUUGUGCCAAAAGUUCCUUAAGUUAGCAGAUAGCAACACAGCCCGCGCAGUUGAGACCUGUGGCAUUCUUUGUGGCAAAUUGACCAAGAAUGCCUUCACAGUGACCCAUGUGAUCGUCCCCAAGCAGUCUGGGGGACCUGACUACUGUGACACAGAAAACGAGGAAGAGCUUUUCCUUAUCCAGGACCAGUACGACCUCAUCACCCUUGGCUGGAUCCAUACCCAUCCCACACAAACAGCAUUCCUGUCCAGUGUGGACCUUCACACCCAUUGCUCCUAUCAGAUGAUGUUACCGGAGUCCAUUGCCAUUGUCUGCUCUCCUAAAUUUAAAGAGACUGGCUAUUUCAGACUGACAGAUCAUGGAAUGACCGAAAUCUCUACCUGCAAACAAAAAGGAUUCCAUCCACACACCAAGGAGCCUCCAUUGUUUACAGAAAGCAGACAUGUCACCAUCACUGAUAUUGGUGUGACGGUGCUGGACUUGCGGUGAUGGUUCCUUUGUAGCCAUACUGCGUGCCUUCCUGCUUAACCACAUCAUGGCAACCUCAACUUACAAAGUGGCCUGAUGAUCUGUUUCCUCAUGGAUGGACACGAGGAUGGUUCUCUGGUGGCAAAAAAGCAUGGCCAAAUGUUUAAAUGCUUUUUUAUCAGAAGCCACACAGCAAAGUAUGAUUUUUUUUUUUGCGCAUUCCAUUUAAUUUAAGCCCAUAUGCUCAUGUUACAUAUUUAUUUAUCAGCUUCCUUUCCUUUUUCUCAUUCCUAUUCCCAUGGUAGAGUAAAAUAGUAAAACAUCUUAUUGAAGAAAGUUCAACAAAUCAAGGUUUUCUUUUUGGACUCCAAGAGAUUGUAGAGGUCAUACAGUAGGUAAAUAUUUGAUUCUUGUUCUCCCACAAUCAGUUGUCACCAAGAAUUCAAGCACUUGAUCAAUAUGCACGUAGACGGAAGGUCCGGACCUUGUUAACCUGAUACAAAUGAUGAUGAUGAUAAUAACUCUAAGUGUUCUGUACUGUGCAAUCCAGUCCAUGCAUUUCAGCUUUUAAGUUUGUAGUGGUGUACUGUCUGACAUUGUCGCUGAACUGUAUCAUUUGUUCCAAAGUAUGGGGAAAGUGCUCUGCUCAGAAAAAAAUGCAGAGGAAACACUUACACGAUAUUGACUGUGUGAUGAUGGCCAGUUUGGAGUGGUAAAUUAACAUUGUUCGCUGAUGGGAUUUGGUGUGUGCUGAUGGUAAAUUUCCAAUAGCACAGAUUAAAAGAGACUGGUGUUCAAUCAGAAACAAGGUUUUAUUCUUUACAAUGAUGUGCGUCAGGGGAGAGAGGAAAGUUUGACAUAGACUUGGCCAGAGACCUUUCUGAUUAAUUCUAUUUAAUUCCUAUCCUGAAUGUUUGACAGUGAUCUAUUGCAUAUAGAGUCAUUCAUAGGCUUAUUAUGGUCUGGAAAUAAAUCUAAGCUCCAGCACAGAUGUGAUUUUGAAGGUGUGUAUGCCACAAGAUUAAUGAAAUACAUAGCACUUGUCAAGUAUAGAUAAUGAUGGAUAAUGCGUGUUAAAACAAGUUAAUGAAAUAAUAGCAUUUUAUGCUGCAAAGGUUUCUUAUUUGAGUUACUUUUUUAUUGUUGGGAUCUAUCUUGUGGUGUCAUUGUACACUGUCACCCCUUAUAAAUCUUCUCUUGCACUGUAUCUUUAUUUCUUUUCUGUAAGUGUUGUAAUUGCUAUGUCUGAAGACAAUUAAAUAAAUUGUCCAAGUAG
Clupea harengus (Atlantic herring) is the source of this 2924-nucleotide messenger RNA. RefSeq names its product STAM binding protein a (gene stambpa). Gene Ontology annotation, cellular component: endosome; cleavage furrow. The record is from RefSeq and is a predicted model, not a curated record. Gene Ontology annotation, molecular function: metal-dependent deubiquitinase activity; protein binding; K63-linked deubiquitinase activity. Gene Ontology annotation, biological process: protein K63-linked deubiquitination. Lineage: Eukaryota; Metazoa; Chordata; Actinopteri; Clupeiformes; Clupeidae.